UGUUUAAAUGCUACGUGUCGCGUCUGUUGUUCAUGUUGAGAAUCUUGCAAAUCGUCUCGUGCCGCACGUCGUACGGGAGUCGUGGGUCGGACAGACGGAUGAGUAUUGGCUGUAGGACUGACGUGUCCUGGUUGAUGAACGGGGUCCCAUGGAUUUGAAGAAACAGCACAAAAACAACCAUGUGCGUUUGCAUUCCCUGCCUCCAGAUGGCACCUUAGUCCCAGCUCUCCUGCCAUGAUGUAAACCCCCCCCGGUGGCCACCUGGCGGGAUGACAGCUGUGUACCCAGCCGCCUGGCGUGCUGGCGAGGCCUCGGUUACGGCCCCGGGCGCUCAGCGCUACGCCCGCUGGGCUCGGCAGGAUAGUUCAGACGUCUGUACGGACGAUGAGGUCAUGCAGGGUCGUAAGGUCACCCCGCUGGAGAAGCUCAAUCUGGACAUGUGUCAGGACGAGAGCGUGGUGCGUGAGCUGGCCGUGGGACGACGCAUCGGCCUCUACAAGGUGCGCGGCGAGAUCGGCUGUGGAAACUUCUCCCAGGUGAAGCUGGGCAUCCACGCCCUGACGAGAGACAAAGUGGCCAUUAAAAUCCUGGACAAGACCAAGCUGGACCAGAAAACCCAGAAGCUGCUGUCCCGCGAGAUCUCCAGUAUGGAGAAGCUCCACCACCCCAACAUCAUCCGCCUGUACGAGGUGGUGGAGACGCUGACCCGCCUCCACCUAGUCAUGGAAUACGCGAGCGGAGGCGAGCUGUACACCAAGAUCACCACGGAAGGGAAACUGUCCGACAUCGACAGCAAGAUUGUCUUCUCUCAGGUCCUCUCAGCCGUCAAGCACAUGCACGACAACCAGGUCAUCCACCGGGAUCUGAAGGCGGAGAACGUCUUUUACUCCUGUAGCACGUGUGUGAAGGUGGGGGACUUUGGCUUCAGCACACACAGCCCUCGAGAACAGACGCUCAGCACGUUCUGUGGCUCACCUCCGUACGCCGCCCCCGAGCUGUUCCGCGACCAGCACUACGUGGGCGUGUACGUGGACGUGUGGGCGCUGGGCGUUCUGCUGUUCUUCAUGGUGACGGGUACGAUGCCCUUCCGUGCUGACACUGUCGCUAAGCUGAAGCGCUGCAUCCUGGAGGGCACGUACACGGUGCCCGCCUGGGUGCCCGAGCCGUGGCGCGUGAUCCGGGGCAUCCUGCGGCCCCAGCCGGCCGAGCGCUGUGGCCUGGAGGAGGUGAUGCGCUGCGAUUGGCUGCUCUCCGUCGACUUCCCCCACGCCACAGAGCCCUUCCGCCUGGAUCCACUGCACCUCGCCGAGGUGGCGCCUUCUGAGCUGGAGGAAGAGGAGGGCGAGGUGAAGGACGCGCUGGAGAAGCUGGGCAUCACAACGGAGCACAUCCGCAACAACCAGGGCAGAGAUUGCAGGAGCGCCAUCACGGGCAUCUACCGCAUUCUCCUUCACCGGGCGCACAAGCGGCGCGCCGUGGAGAGCAUGCCCGUUGUCACGCAUGUCGUAAAUGCCACGGAGGUGAAAAAGGAACCGCUAAGGGCCUACAGGAGACUGAAGCACACAUCCAAACUCUGCGUCGUUCUGUGACGCGUAAAACGCAUUUUAAAAUGAAAACAUCAGCCUGUGUGAGGAUGAAAGAAGGGACGUGUGUGUGUGUGUGUGUGUGUGUGUGUGUGUGUGUGUGUGUGUGGUGUGGUGUGUGUGUGUGUGUGUGUGUGUGUGUGUGUGUGUGUGUGUGUGUGUGUGUGAGAAGGCCUUCCGUUGCCUCUUAGAUACAGUCAGGAACUUUGCACUUAUGUACGUUCAGGUCAUGUAUGUUCAUAACAUAGUUUACGCUGCAUAGUCGAAAUAUUUAUUUUUAAAGAAUAACUGAUUCUAUAGAUUGCGUCUCUGCUGUGGUUGACACUUUAUUGACACGGUCAGCAGCACUAAGACGUGUGGGGAAAUGUGGAAUUGCCUCUAAUGAACGUAAAAUUGCACUUCAGCAAAAAAAUGUUUAUCUUCAUUGUUGAAUUAGCAUGUCUACAGGAUGUCAGACAUCCAGUAUUUUAAUUACUUUAUUAGCCUCAUAUGUUUAUGUACAAGAAACAAGUCACACUACAUACAAUCAGUAGCUACUUUUUCGUAUUUUAUUAAAUUGCAUUCUGCUAGUUUACAGAAUUUUUCCGAGUUUAAGCCUGGGAGAUAGCCUACGUAAAUGCCAAUUUUGGACUGUACCAUAAAAAUUUAAGUUAAAUAAAAUAAAGUAGAAUUAAAAAAAAAAAAGUCUA
Messenger RNA from Electrophorus electricus (electric eel), 2272 nucleotides. It is a transcript of the gene nim1ka, whose product is annotated as NIM1 serine/threonine protein kinase a. Gene Ontology annotation, biological process: intracellular signal transduction; microtubule cytoskeleton organization; protein phosphorylation. Gene Ontology annotation, molecular function: tau-protein kinase activity; ATP binding. NCBI's taxonomy places the organism in Eukaryota, Metazoa, Chordata, Actinopteri, Gymnotiformes, Gymnotidae. Gene Ontology annotation, cellular component: cytoplasm. The record is from RefSeq and is a predicted model, not a curated record.